GCCACAUUCAUUUCUUUCUGUCCCUUGUUAUGUUCAAACACCCUUUAUUUACUUUAUUUAUACUUAGGAAUUCUAAACAGCCUUUCUGUUGAAUAUGCUCUUCAGUCCUUUUCUAUUUAUCAACCUUCAUUUUCUGAUUUUCUCAGCACCCCUUGAUGUUUUUUCAGUAAAAUUUUAGUCUUUUGGUUCUAAUCGUAAAUUUAAGCACUUUUGUCAUCCGGGUUUAUCCAGUUCUUGAAUUUUAGCAUUUUACAGAGAAGAAAGAUUGGGGUUUUGUGUUAAAAAUUCAAACUUUUUGCCCUUUUCUUGAUUUUAGAUACUUUAGUUUACUGGGUUUUAUUCAGUUCUUGAAUUUGGAUUAUUUGUAAACAUAAAUCUUGAUCUGGGAAUUUUUGAACUGCAAAAAAUGGGAGGUUGUUUCAGCAAGAAAGAUAAUCAAGCAGCUGCUAAUGGGCAUAGAUCAGGGGCCACUGCAUAUCAUACAGUUACUGCCCAGAGCUAUGAAAAGUCAUCUCAAAGGCCUCAACAGACUCAGACUCAGCCUCAGCCUCAGCAGCCUCAGGUUCGGCAUACAAGUCCACCAAAACCAAGGCAAGUUGUUAAAUCAGACCCAAACACUAUUCUAGGCAAGCCAUUUGAAGACAUUAGAGCUACUUAUACUCUUGGUAAAGAAUUGGGUAGGGGUCAAUUUGGUUGUGUCUAUCUUUGUACUGAAAAUUCAACUGGUCAUUUAUAUGCUUGUAAGUCUAUUUUGAAAAGAAAGCUUGUUAGCAAGAAUGAUAAGGAGGAUAUGAAGAGGGAGAUUCAGAUUAUGCAGCAUUUGAGUGGGCAACCUAAUAUUGUGGAAUUUAAGGGUGCUUAUGAGGAUAGACAAUCUGUGCAUCUUGUGAUGGAGCUUUGUGCUGGUGGGGAGUUGUUUGAUAGGAUUAUAGCCCAGGGACAUUACUCAGAGAGAGCGGCUGCUACGAUCUGUAGGCAAAUUGUGAAUGUUGUCAAUGUUUGUCAUUUUAUGGGAGUGAUGCAUAGGGAUCUCAAGCCGGAAAAUUUCUUGCUUUCUGGUAAAGAUAAGAACGCCAUGUUGAAGACUACUGACUUUGGGCUGUCUAUCUUUAUUGAAGAAGGAAAGGUUUAUCGUAAUAUAGUUGGUAGUGCUUACUAUGUCGCUCCUGAAGUACUACGGCGUAGUUACGGAAAGGAAGUUGAUAUCUGGAGUGCAGGAGUUAUUUUGUAUAUUCUACUCAGUGGCGUACCUCCAUUUUGGGCUGAAAAUGAAAAAGGAAUAUUUGAUGCAAUACUUGAAGGAGAAAUUGACUUUGAAAGCGAACCAUGGCCAUCAGUCUCAAACAGUGCAAAAGAUCUUGUCAGAAAGAUGCUGACACAGGAUCCAAGGAAAAGAAUUACUUCUGCGCAAGUUCUUGAACAUCCAUGGAUUAGAGAAGGCGGAGAAGCAUCAGACAAGCCAAUAGAUAGUGCAGUCCUCUCCAGAAUGAAACAAUUCAGAGCAAUGAACAAGCUCAAACAACUCGCACUUAAGGUCAUUGCUGAAAGUCUGUCUGAGGAAGAAAUUAAAGGUCUUAAAGCAAUGUUCACAAACAUGGACACAGACAGAAGUGGUACAAUUACAUAUGAGGAAUUGAAGUCAGGACUGGCACGGCUAGGCUCAAAGCUAUCAGAAGUGGAAGUCAAACAACUGAUGGAGGCUGCUGAUGUAGAUGGAAAUGGCACAAUUGACUACCUUGAAUUUAUUACUGCUACUAUGCACAGACACAAGCUUGAAAGCUAUGAGCAUUUAUACAAAGCAUUUCAGUAUUUUGACAAGGAUAGUAGUGGUUUCAUUACGAGAGAUGAACUUGAAUCUGCAAUGAAGGAGUAUGGAAUGGGUGAUGAUGCUACAAUCAAAGAUAUAAUCUCAGAAGUGGAUACCGAUAAUGAUGGAAGAAUUAAUUAUGAUGAGUUCUGUACAAUGAUGAGAAGCGGGGCAAAACAGCAAACCAAGCUUUUUUAAUGUCUCGCCAAUCUGUUAGCUUCGAACGCCGUUCUCCUCAUUCUCACUUGCAAUCUACUGAUUACUAGCAAACAGCAAAAGACAAGGCAAAUAUACAGCUAUAGGUAUGAGGUUUCCUGCUGUUAAUAUCUAAAUGUUGACUACAAAGAGACGGGUGAUAAAAGUUGAUGAGUCUUUUUGCUUGAGUUAUAACGUGAUUGUUUAUAUAUCAAUUUCAAGACCUGAUUUCCUUCUGCUGUGUACAUUUCAAAUUUUUUGACCAACAGUUGUUAAGCAAGAGGUCCGUCCGUGUAUGAGAAAUGUGAAAAUUGUUUUAAUGGUUGACAAAAGCAGUUGUAUGAGGUAUUUAAUGUUGAUAUAUGACAUUAUAUUUGCUA
This is a messenger RNA of Daucus carota subsp. sativus, 2382 nucleotides long. Its product is annotated as calcium-dependent protein kinase. Gene Ontology annotation, cellular component: nucleus; cytoplasm. Gene Ontology annotation, molecular function: calcium ion binding; calcium-dependent protein serine/threonine kinase activity; calmodulin binding. Lineage: Eukaryota; Viridiplantae; Streptophyta; Magnoliopsida; Apiales; Apiaceae. The record is from RefSeq and is a predicted model, not a curated record. The transcript is spliced from 8 exons. The coding region runs from base 407 to 2005 and encodes 532 amino acids. Gene Ontology annotation, biological process: protein autophosphorylation; intracellular signal transduction; peptidyl-serine phosphorylation.